Colletotrichum truncatum is the source of this 777-nucleotide messenger RNA. Its product is annotated as lysine decarboxylase-like protein. Gene Ontology annotation, cellular component: cytosol. The record is from RefSeq and is a predicted model, not a curated record. NCBI's taxonomy places the organism in Eukaryota, Fungi, Ascomycota, Sordariomycetes, Glomerellales, Glomerellaceae. Gene Ontology annotation, biological process: cytokinin biosynthetic process. Gene Ontology annotation, molecular function: hydrolase activity, hydrolyzing N-glycosyl compounds.
AUGCAGUCCGGCGGCCCAUCCCCCUUGCAUUCCUUCCCGGCCACCCGGGAUGGAACUCCCAAUGGCAACGGACCAACUAAUGGAUCAACCAACGGCAUCACCAACGGCACAAAUGGAGUGUCGCGCAGGACAAAGAUCUGUGUCUACUGCGGAGCCUCUCCUGGUCUUAAGCCUCAGCAUAUGGAGGCGGCCCGUGAGUUGGCAAGACUCAUGGCUGAGAACAACAUCGACCUUGUCUAUGGCGGUGGCACUGUCGGUCUGAUGGGUGAGGUGGCAAAGUCCCUUGUCGCCAUUGCCGGUCCAGACUCCGUCCACGGAAUCAUCCCUGAGGCCCUCGUCAAGUACGAGCGUGAUGGUACAUACGGCACUCUCAACAAGGACAACAUGUACGUCCCUGAUGAAUCGGUCUACGGACGUACCACUGUCGUCAAGGACAUGCACACCCGCAAGCAGAUGAUGGCCAAGGAGGUCUUCGCCGGCGGUCCUGGCUCUGGCUUCGUCGCACUCAGCGGCGGUUACGGUACCAUUGAGGAAGUCCUUGAGACUGCCACCUGGAACCAGCUCGGUAUUCACGACCGCGGCAUCUGCCUGCUCAACAUCAACGGCUUCUAUGAUGGCAUCCUCGAGUGGGUCCGCAAGAGCGUCGAAGAAGGCUUCAUCAGGGCCGCCAACGCCGACAUUCUCGUCACCGCCACCACUCCCGAGGGCGCCAUCAAGGCUCUGAGGGAUUACAAGGUCUCAGAGGCCACUUUCAAGCUCGACUGGUCCAACUCUUGA